This is a messenger RNA of Arthroderma uncinatum, 2469 nucleotides long. Its product is annotated as beta adaptin. NCBI's taxonomy places the organism in Eukaryota, Fungi, Ascomycota, Eurotiomycetes, Onygenales, Arthrodermataceae. Gene Ontology annotation, cellular component: AP-3 adaptor complex; membrane coat. The coding region runs from base 1 to 2469 and encodes 822 amino acids. The transcript is spliced from 3 exons. Gene Ontology annotation, biological process: intracellular protein transport; vesicle-mediated transport. The record is from RefSeq and is a predicted model, not a curated record.
AUGGAGACUAUAUCGCGGAUCUCGUCGAUGCUAGAAACAGCUCGAGAGCUCACGCUUGAAGCUGCUCAAUCUGCAAGCUCCGUCAGAAGUCUACGGCCCUCCUCCUACGCACCCCGCACCGCCUCAAUCUCGCAGAUUAAGAAGCUACUCGACAGCAGGAAUGAUCGGGAUAUCUUAGAUGGCCUCCGGAAGGUCAUUUCAUUGAUGUACAGGGCCGAACCGUGCCUUCCGUUCUUCUCUGCCGUCGUCAAGAACGUUGCAAACCCGAAUAUCGAAGUGAAGAAACUAGUAUAUAUAUAUCUACUGCACCAUGCGGAAUCGGAGCCGGAUCUGGCACUUCUGUCGAUUAAUGCAAUCCAGAAGUCCCUAACGGACCAGAACCCACAAGUUCGUGCUUUAGCACUACGGACGAUGUCGGGGAUAAAAGUACCUGUGAUCAGCCAGAUUGUUUCUCUCGCAAUUAAACGAGGAUGCGGCGAUAUGAGCCCUCAUGUCCGCAAAGCUGCUGCGCUAGCAAUCCCAAAAUGCUACCGCCUUGACCCAGGGACACUGCCACAGCUCAUCGAAUACCUUUCGGUUCUCCUUGGGGAUAACCAGUAUUUUGUGGUUGGGCCGGCCGUUGCUGCAUUUUUGGAGAUCUGCCCGGAUCAGAUUGAUCUCAUCCACAAGCACUACCGCAGUCUUGUGAAGAAACUUGUUGAUAUGGACGAGUGGGGUCAAUUGGUGACGUUGAGGCUUAUGGUCUUCUACGCUAGGAAGUGCUUCCCACAACGGAUACAAAAAGUAAAGAAGACGAACCCCAAAGGGUUCUACGAUGAAGACAACGGAGAAGACGAUGACGAUAACAAUCUUAGCGAGGAAGAAGUUGAAAUUAUUGACCCAGACCUCGACUUACUCCUGAAGGCUUGCAAACCAUUACUUCAGAGCCGGAAUUCUGCCGUUAUUGUGGCCGUUGUCCGUUGCUUCCGCUAUUUGGGAACGAUAGAGCAUUUAGAAUCUGCCACUGGACCAUUGAUUGCUUUACUCCGCAGUCCGCAAGACCUACAACAUGUCGCUUUAUACAACAUCAUCUCAGUCGCCCUUGUAUCUCCGAAGCCGUUUGUGAAAUAUGCGUCCCAUUUCCUUGUUCGAUCGACUGAUAUUUCUCAUAUUUGGCGUUUGAAGCUGGAAAUCCUUACCAUAUUAUUCCCCCACUGUGGUAUGCACUUUAAAGGUGUGAUUCUUAGCGAGCUGGAACAUUUUUCUAACGGGUCGGACCAUGACCUGGUACGUGAGAGUGUUCGGGCUAUUGGGAGAUGCGCCGAGGCUCAUAGUAGCUCUUCCACCCGCUGUCUCCAACUUCUCCUUCGCCAGAUCUCAAGUGCAGAUGACGUUUUGGUUUCAGAAGCAGUAACAGUCAUCCGGCAUCUUAUCCAACAGGACACUGCAUCUCAUCGAAAUACCGUGGUGAUGCUAGGAAACCAUCUUGGGACCACUAGCAGCCCCGGGGCUAGGGCGAGUAUCAUAUGGUUAGUAGGGGAAUUCGCCGGAAUCGAUGCAAACAACAACAUAGCUCCAGAUGUAUUACGCCUUCUAGCAAAAGGCUUUGCAGACGAGUCAGAGACAGCAAAGCAGCAAAUUUUGCUAUUAGGAGCAAAAGUAUAUCUCCAUCACCUCCUAAACGCCCCAGAGGCUUCAAGUGAACCCAAGGACAACACCUCGGAUCACUACCAAGGUGAUAACGACAAUGACAAUAAUGGGUUCGAUACAAAUGGCCAUGUUGCUGCACCAACAGAGGAAGAUGCUAUUACAACCCUUUGGCGAUACAUCCUCCUGCUAGCCCGAUAUGACACCUCAUAUGACCUCCGUGAUCGAGCUCGUCUCUAUAAAUCUCUUCUUGCUGUGCCUAGUUCAACGCAGCUUGCAAGCCUCCUACUCCUCGCGCCUAAACCCAUCCCGCAUACUUCCACACCUUCAGAGACAAGGAAGAACUUGCUCAUCGGAUCGUCAACCCUGGUAAUUGGGCCUGAAGCUGGAAUGUAUGGCUUGAAGGGGUACGAGGACCUUCCAGACUGGGUUAAACCCGGACAAGAACCCGAUCCAAAACUUCGAGAUGAUGAAUCCGGUAAACCAAGCGCAGGGUUUGGUGAGAAGAUCAACGCAACAGCCGGGGAACGGCUGGAUAAAGCACUUCAAGAACAUAAUGUUGCUUCUGGAAAAGGAACCGUCAAUGGAAGAAUAGGCAAUGUUCCCAAGAAUAUGUCUCUUGAUGAUUGGCUCGCAGAGGAGGAGGAAGAGGAUGAAUACGAGGAAGACGAAGAGGGCGAAACCGAAGAGGAAGAAGAGACAGAUGAAGACGAUGAAGAAGAGGAGGAAGAAGACGAGGAGGGAGAAAGCGAAUAUGAGACUGAUGAAUCCGGCGAAGAGGAGGAAGAGCCCAACCAUCAGUAUACUCAAUCGACAGCUGAAUCUGCCAAACUACUCAAGUAA